Messenger RNA from Solenopsis invicta (red fire ant), 3507 nucleotides. RefSeq lists its product as uncharacterized. The coding region runs from base 614 to 3100 and encodes 828 amino acids. The record is from RefSeq and is a predicted model, not a curated record. The transcript has 7 exons. NCBI's taxonomy places the organism in Eukaryota, Metazoa, Arthropoda, Insecta, Hymenoptera, Formicidae.
AUUAAGUAAUGUGUAAGUCUUAUACUGAUUAUUUAUUAUUUUCAAACAAUAGAAAACUCGUUAUAUCGAAUAUUGAUAUGAGAAUUGCAGUUUCCUUCAUGUGGUUGUCAUGUAAAAUUAUGCAAGUUUUUUAUAAAAUUCCAUAAAAUUAUGUAAAUCUUAAUUCCGUGUUAGCAUUGAAAUAGAUAAUUAUGUCUUUCAAGUGGAACGAAAAUUUCACUCUUAUCUUUUUAAAUGCGUAUCGAAAGUACCCGUGUCUUUGGAAUCCGCAUUAUGUGAAAUAUUACGAUUGUUUAGCCAAAAAUGAAGCACUGCAGAAUAUCGUUAAAGAACUUAAUAUACCCGAAUUGAAUAUAUCUGAUUGUUUAGAACAGAUUAAAGUAAUAAGAGAAAGGUAAAAGCAACAAGAGAGAGAAAAAUAAACGAUAGAAAUCUUUAUUUAUUUUUGUAUAUAUGAAGAUUUAUAUCUAAUUUUUACUCAUUUAAAUUGAAUCAAUUUUAAAAGUGUUAUUCUUAUCCUAGAUAUAGACAGGAACAAAAAAGAGUUAUCAAGAGACUUCAAUUAGGCAAAUCGUAUAAAUCUCCGUUCGCUUGGUUUCCUGUUGUAGCUGGCAUGUUAACAAAAGUGAUUGAUGAUGAAGAUAAGUUGCAGAACAGAAUGGAAUCAGUGAAAACAAUAUCUUUUUCAAAGGAUUACAUUGCAACACCAUACGACAAAUGUGACAAAAAUAUAUCUAAUUUUCCUUGUGUGCAUAGAAGACAAGAUUAUAAGACAAAACCAAGAAAAAAUACUAAAUUUACAAAAACUGGUACGCUUGAUAUAAUAGAUCGUAAAAGCGUAAGGCAGAAUGAUGCGCAUUUGCUACAAUGUCCAUUCUGUGGUUGGGAAGAUAAAAAAUAUAACAGAUUGGAUAUAACUACCAGGAAAGCUUAUGAACAAAUAAAACCAUUAGAUAUCGCAGUUCCUUGCCCAGAAUAUUUAGCCAAUAAAUCUUACGAAUACAAAGCACGUCAACAUCAAAUAGCAGAUACUAAGUAUCAAGGAAAAUGUAGUAAUAUAAUCACAUGCCAAAGUUUUCCUAGUAGAUUACUCAGCUAUACUGGCUGUCCUGCAGACAUAUUAACAACUCAUACAUACUAUCCACAAGACACUCGCAGUUAUAUAAAUCAACAAAUGACACCGAGAGAAAUUGUUACAGCCAAAUCAAAAUUUUGUACAAGAGAAACACAAUUGUCGAAUGAUCAAUUAUUCCCGGAAAGACGAAGGAAAGAAGUUGAGACUAGUAGUAGUAUUCAGCACCACGAUAAAGGAAUACAAAACACAAUUUGCGUAUCCAAAAUAGAGACAGAUGUAAGAAAAUAUUAUAGAGAAGUUCAACAGAAACCUUCAAUACUUCAGGAAGAAGCAAUAAAUACUACGGAACAGUGUGAUAAACAAAUUCAGAAUACCGUCUGUGUGAGUUUAAAUGAUUGCCAAGCUUCUCCAAAGUCUUUUUCAACACGAGAAGCAAAGCAAAUUGAUGCGAAUAUUGUGAAAUGUCCUGCUAACGACGUACGAAAUAUGAUUGGUAUAAAAUUAAAGACCGUAGAAGGAUCUAUGCCGAAUUUUGUACUAAUAACUACCGACGGAAAUUAUUUACCUUCGAUACAAAGAGAUUUGAAGAAAUUGACAAUUAAUAAAUGUCAGAAAGAUGAAGAUCAUGAUCAGAAAGAAAUGAAAGAAAUCCGUCUAGAUGACAAGAAAUUCAUUAAAAAUGAAGCGUGCGUUAAAGAAACUUGCUCUAGUGACACAAUGGAGAUUAUCAAGUAUAAUUCUGUAGUGACACAAGCUUUACUUGAAUGCUUGGAAAAAGUGAUCCAAGAAAGAACCAAAAUUUGCUCCGUUACGUCGUUUUUAUCGAAAAGAGAUAACGUAAAUUCUAAUUCUUCUGAGGUGACUGUUUGUGAUCAAAAUCCAUGCAAAUUUGCAAAUGGGAAUGCAUUUUCUCGCAUUAGCUCUUUCUCUGAUGUUAAAUUAGAAAUCCCAAGUUAUUUACCGUGUUGUUUGGAAAAAACAGAGAAAGACAAUGCUGUAGCAACGUUUACUAAUACUUUCUUAGAGCUAAUGAAGCAUGCUCUUGUAUUGAAUAGCAAGAAUGUACAAGAGUGCUGUGUAACGAAAGAAGAUGCAAUUGAUACAUUUAUCGUUUUAAGUCAAAUAAAAGAAUGUGCAGAUAAAAUUUUAAAGAUAUGUAUGCUCGUAGAUUAUUCCAAAAAAUUAUUAUUAAAUAAAUUCUAUUCUAAAACCAAAUCGAAAAGUAAAUACUGUUCGAAGAGAAACUCUGCUUUAAAUUCGACUGAUUGUCAGACUCAAGAUACGAAGGCUGUCGUAGAUCAAUUUACAGCCUUUUGUGCAAACUCGAAAAACUUAGAAAUACUUUAUGGACCGUCUACGUCGAAAAUUAACAGGAUUGAUUUUUCAGAGAAUGGCAUCACACAUGCAGAAACAACGAUGGAAAAACCUUUCGUCGAGGAUAAAGAUAUUACCGUAUGUACAGAGAACCAUGAUAUCGGUUUAAAUGUAUCAUUAUCGCAGCUUCGUGAUAUGGGAACUCAGUACACUCCAAAGAAAUUGCAAGAUACAAGCGUCGUAACCGAUCGUAGUUUUGAGGGGAAGAUAAGUGUUGCCACUCAAAAUCGCGAGCCUAUUUUGAUUCGUGUAAUCAAAUCUAAUAAUAGCGUAGGUAUUCUAAAAUUGGAUAAGGAGACAUGUGUUCGCGAUGCCCACAUUCUGCGGAUGAUGAGCGUCGAUAAGUGCACGGAAAACAUGUAUCAGAAAUACACGGUUAGAGAAUUGUUACAUCCUGGUAUUUCUCAUGUACGCGAAAGAGAAGUGAAUUGCAUAGACUACCGCGCGUCCUUGUUACCAGACGGGAUUUAUAAAUACGACAAAAGAUGCAAAAGUUUGUUGCCACGGAAUUACGACUGGACCAAAGCAAAUAUUUCAAACCUUGGAUCAUCACUGAAUCAACGCGUUUCCAAAAUUCCAUUGUAUGCGAAAUCGCGCAAGUACACACGGAGGAGGACCGAUUUGUAUGAAAUGUCACAGUCAUAUGUGUAAGCAGUAUUUUUAAUUAAUGUCGAUGCAAUAUGAUCAACAAAUGUAAAUUAUACAAAUAAAUUUUAUAGAUCUAUAAUUAGUUUUUCGCUGAGGUUGAAUAAAUCAUGAUUUGUAAUUCAAAUUCUAUUUUAUUACAUGAAAAUGUAUGUAAUAUGUAUAAUAUUUUCACAAUUAAAAUAUGGGUAUUCCUAAUUGUAAAGGACACAUCUAUUCACGAGACUUAAAGCAAACUCUCAAAUGUGUGAUAUACAAUUUCAAUAUUUAAAUUUAAUAAAAUAGUAUAAAAGACACACUUCUAUUUUUUCACAAUGCUUGUUUUUACAUACAUAUUAUUGUAUAUUGUUUUAACAUCUUACACAUUUUUGUUUUGUAGGAUUUACAAAUCAGUAAUACAGUAAUUUAGCAGU